Molecule: messenger RNA, 737 nt
Organism: Phycomyces blakesleeanus NRRL 1555(-)
Lineage: Eukaryota; Fungi; Mucoromycota; Mucoromycetes; Mucorales; Phycomycetaceae
Exons: 1
Coding region: 235-489 (84 amino acids)
Source: RefSeq, a predicted model, not a curated record
AAUAUAUUCAUUCCAUUUUUCUGAUUUCCAUUUUUAUUUUUGUUUUAUCUAAAAUAGGUAAUCCAACCUUUUAAACUACUAUUGUAAUUCGUCCAAAAAAAAAACUAACAUAAUCCUCGAAUUGUGCGCCUUGUAUAGUGUGUUUUACUGUAGAGCUGACAGAAUACCAUUCUUACACAGUCACAUCUUGAUCCGUUCAUUCAGGUGGUCUUGAGAAGCUGAUGUAGUUGAACAAUGAAGUACGCAUCUGUAAUUGGGGAUUCAAUUAUUCGAUUCUAUGCAGAUUACGUCGGGAUUAAGGAUCGCAAUGAACUAACAACUCAUCUCAAACGUGUACAGGCACUCUUAAAUGAGGUAUGCUUAUUAACGUCUUGUAUUUAUGUUUAUACCACCACUUCUUUAGAACAACCAAACCUACAGGUGUAUCGACGAAUUCAAAUUUGCCUACUCUCGUAUGUGCGACCGGUUCUUUUACCCUGGGUUAAUUGAAAUCGGAAAGACUUCUAGUCCCCUUUUGAUAGAUCUUGGUUGUUGUGCAGGUAUUUAAUCAUUGAGGAGCAAAAAAAGCUAUAUGCUUGGCUGAUAUUGAUAAUCAACGAUAUGUCUAUUAUAUGUUGCUUUCUCUAUAUUGUAAGGUGUUGAUCUACGCAAGCUGAUGCUUGAUGGUUAUCCUGUAAAAUCAUUAGUUGGCGUUGACCUGUCUGCUCGUUACAUUGAAUGCGGUUAUGAAUUGUGCC